This is a messenger RNA of Penicillium expansum, 1554 nucleotides long. RefSeq lists its product as uncharacterized. The transcript has 6 exons. Gene Ontology annotation, cellular component: endoplasmic reticulum membrane. Gene Ontology annotation, biological process: karyogamy involved in conjugation with cellular fusion; nuclear membrane fusion involved in karyogamy. The record is from RefSeq and is a predicted model, not a curated record. NCBI's taxonomy places the organism in Eukaryota, Fungi, Ascomycota, Eurotiomycetes, Eurotiales, Aspergillaceae. The coding region runs from base 1 to 1554 and encodes 517 amino acids.
AUGCGGGCAAUCAAUGGCUUUCAAGCGCUUUCAUAUAUUUUCUCGACACUUGCACAGCUGAGUCGAGCCAGUGCCUCCCAAUACAACAUCCCAAUUCUUGCGCCCAAACCGCCAGACAUCGACGCGAUCUCUUUCCUCAGUUCCCGAGCACCAGACCAAGACGGCAUCUUCAACGAAGCCGUCAAAAUUCUGAACUCGAUGAAAUCUUCACCCUCGUGCAACCUUCUAGCAGCGACAAAACUAGUGAACUCAUGUCAAACAUUCAACGAUGGGAAAGAUGGCGCGCAAACGGAUAGCCCAGAGACGCUCGACCUUCUUCGAUCCGUCUAUGCCGCACGCCUGGCAUUGUGUGAGAUCGAUGGCACUGGCACCCCAACGCCUCCCUCGUGCCUCCCUGUCACCGUGUCGCCGCCUCCACAGAAGAAUCGAUUCGGCUUUGUGAGCCGACACAGAGGCUCUGACCCUGUCUCGGAUGAACUCCCGAAGGAAUUAUUGGAGCAAUGUCUCAAGACACUUGAGUCGCGACCACAGUGGUGGACUUCUUACAGCAACAAUCGACAGAAUGCACUUGUGAUUUGCCAUGCUUCGCGAAUGGAGACGGAAAAGGAGGAGCUUAUUGACCUGCAUCGAUCCAUUGCCAAGAGCAGUCUCAAGCUCAACAAUGGACUUCAAGAGGCUUUGCAGAAUGCAACUGCACAGUCUGCGCAGCAGCACUCAUUUAUCCAAGCUGUUCAAUCUCUACAAGAGAAGAUUGUUACCGAUAUGGAAGCGACAGACUCUGUGUUCAAACGAACAUUCGGCAAAUUUCUUCGAGAAAUCGAAGCUGGAAUAUGGUCUCUUCAAAAUUCUAUAUCUGUGGCUUUGUCGAAUGUGCGGACUGGGACGGGUGUCCUCGAAAAGGAUAUCCGGAACGUAUCGACCCAAGUGGAAGCACUUCAACAGGCUCUACGGAAUGCACAUCAGGACACAAUGGCUAGAAGCCAUGAGACGUUGCUGGCUCAAGAAACCAAUGCUGUUGCUCAGAGGGAUCUCGCAUCUUCUUUGCACUUGUCGCUCGAGUCACUUCUUGACUCAGAUAUGGACCGAGUGUACCGAGGCAUGCAGAGGUUCGACGCUGCUAUGGAAUGGUUAACCAGCCGAAUGAACAUGAUUCUUGAGCAAGAAACCAGAAUGACAGAGCGACUUCAAAACAUGGAAAUCUUCAUCCAACAAUCCGAAUCGAAAGCAAGCGAGUUACAAAAGGCCCAAAACCAACAAACAGAAGCACUAUCUGCACAAUCGCGGGCACAGGAAGCCAUUCAAUCUGACGUGCAAGUAUCGCAAGCUUUGCUGGCCAAAACUAGCGUUGCUGCUGCCAAUUUGCAAUCCGUUAUCGACGAUGCAGCGUUUAAGUUCAAACAUGUUCCGGGUUUCGGCAUCGGAGGAUCCUCCGCAUGGUCUCUCUGUGCUGUCCUGCUCAUCGUCAUCGCCGCCCAGAACCUUAGGGUUGCAAUCGCUUUAUUUUUUCUUAUUUUGGGGCAUUCUGCUGCCCUGACCAUCUUCAAAUUUCUUUAG